UUUUCUAAAAAUAAAAUAAGAAAAAACCAACUAAAAUCCCAACGAGGAACUGAGAGUUAGUAAACCCCCUCCUCCAUUUAACCCAAAAUUAGCCGAUCGAAUAUAAUCUUUUCAACCUCCACUCCGUAGAACUUUGAUUUCGUCGAAACCGGGUGAUAUAUAUCCAUAUAUAGAUAUUCUUGUAGGGAGAUGGAAGCAAAAUUCUUUCGAUUUCUGAAGAUAGUUGGAGUUGGUUUCAAAGCGAGAGCAGAAGCAGAAGGGCGUCUGUUGUACCUGAAACUCGGUUACAGCCACGAAGUAGAAUUGACGGUACCGCCAGCUGUGCGUGUGUUUUGCUUCAAAAACAAUGUCGUGUGCUGCACCGGAAUCGACAAGGGAAGGGUGAAUCAAUUUGCCGCUGCUGUUAGGAGCUGUAAGCCGCCAGAAGUUUACAAAGGCAAAGGCAUUAUGUACACUGAUGAAGUUAUCAAGAAAAAGGAGGGAAAAAGAUCUAAAUAAACUCUACUGUUGCUUCAAGUGCUUUUUUGCUCACUUUCGACUUUUUUUCUUUAUAAUUUUUUUCGUUUCGAAAAUUCCCUUCUCUUAUUGAGAAUUAUAAUCCCAUGUUUAUUUCUUUCUUGUAUGUGGGAAUGGCUAUCCUGAGCUUGGAUUUCUAUUUUGCUGGGAUUGUAUUCUUCUUCCCCUUUUGACUUAUUUCUUCAUUAUUCAAGAAAUUCCCUUGUUAGUGCUAAAUUAUUUCUAGGGUUUUGGUCUCAAUUAUUAUUUUUUUAUUA
Molecule: messenger RNA, 773 nt
Organism: Erythranthe guttata (spotted monkey flower)
Lineage: Eukaryota; Viridiplantae; Streptophyta; Magnoliopsida; Lamiales; Phrymaceae
Product: ribosomal protein L6 family protein
Biological process (GO): translation
Cellular component (GO): ribosome
Molecular function (GO): structural constituent of ribosome; rRNA binding
Source: RefSeq, a predicted model, not a curated record